Psylliodes chrysocephalus is the source of this 1536-nucleotide messenger RNA. NCBI's taxonomy places the organism in Eukaryota, Metazoa, Arthropoda, Insecta, Coleoptera, Chrysomelidae. The record is from the annotation of a GenBank genome assembly.
CGGUUCUAUAUACGUCAAUCAUGUGUCUAAUGGAGUUAUCAGAACUGUCAACAUUUGUAUUGUCACAUGGGCAGUUCUGCAAUUAACUAUGAAUUUUACAAUCCGAAUAACGAAAACUUGCUUAUAAAUCGAAGCAUUAAAUACGAUAACGCCCGAAUUGAACAAAUUGAACAAAAAAAAUUAUAUGUUGAUUUAAGUAAUAGUAAAAUUCCUAGCAAUUUUAUUGAAAAUUCAAAUGCUGGAAACCUUCAACUUCUACAAUCAGUCACUGAUCUAGAAAGAAGACGCCGUAGUAUCAGCGACGAUAGUAGAAUAUUUGAUUGUAGUAAUUCAACAUCUCAUUUUUGUUUAGAUUACAAAAUGAACUACAAUCAAGGCAGGAUGUGUGCCAGUUCUUAUGGGAAUGGACGAUCACAGAACACCUGGACUAAAUAUUGUUAUGGAAUGGCCUUAUUAGGCUCUUUAUAUAUAAUUAUCUUAGUUGUACAUCAAGGCGAACUCAUACGAAAUAUUAACAAACACAUUGAGAUCAUAAAACUAGAUGUAGAUAACAACUUAGAUACUGAAACUAGAAUAGUUAAAUUAGAAGCUUUAAUAAACAGUAUAAAAAAAGAACAGGAAUCUCGAAAAAUGGCAUUAAAGGAUUUAAUAAGUUCUGAGUUAGAAAUAUUCAGUGCAGACAAAACUGGAAGAACAGACUUUGCCAUGGAAUCAUCGGGUGGAAAGAUAGUCGCCCUAACUCCAGGCACCGAAAACUUCGAUUAUGCUAAAACUCUUUUUGGAAUAACUUUGUGUGAAGGUAUGCAUGGUCCUAGAGCUAUGCUUCAAACCGAAAUGCAUCCAGGCCACUGCUGGGCUUUCAAGGGAAGCCGAGGUGGAGCUGUAAUCAAAUUAAUAGGAAAAGUCAGAAUCGAUGCUGUUAGUCUUGAACAUAUUUCCGAAGGAGUUUCACCUUCGGGUGAAAUAACUUCCGCUCCAAAAGAUUUCAUUGUUUCUGGAAUGAAUAAUCCUACAGAUAAUGGAAAGAAACUUGGUCAGUUUACUUAUGAUAUAUUCGAUUCACAGCUACAGAUGUUUGGAAUACAUAAUAAUAAUUAUUAUGAAUAUGUGGAGUUUAAAGUGUUGUCAAAUUAUGAAAACCCGGCUUACACGUGCGUCUAUAGAUUUCGAGUACAUGGUACCCUGCAUAAACACUAGUUUUUAAUAUUUGGGGAUUUCUUGCCCAUGUAUAAUUUUUUAUAUUUUUUAUUUUAAUUUAUUAAAAUAUACACUAAUCAUGAUGUUCCUGUACAAGUAGAAUAGUAGUUUGUGCAACAAGAGUGGGUAUAAUGACCACAUCGCACGAUGACACAGUUUGAGCAAGAUGCCAUAGGUGAAGUUCUCAAUCGUCUGAAUGCGAUAUGGACAACCCACUCGAUUUGUACAGUAUAUUUUUUCUGCGGCCCAUUAACGAAAAUUUACCAAUUUAAAAAAAUUAUUUUAGGUUAUACACAGACAAAAUAAGUAAUUUUAAAAUAAUUUAUCAACUUUACUGAU